This is a messenger RNA of Achroia grisella, 1477 nucleotides long. Its product is annotated as chromobox protein homolog 1-like. Gene Ontology annotation, cellular component: pericentric heterochromatin; nucleus. The transcript has 5 exons. Gene Ontology annotation, molecular function: chromatin binding. Bases 160 to 732 code for a protein of 190 amino acids. Gene Ontology annotation, biological process: chromatin organization; negative regulation of transcription by RNA polymerase II. The record is from RefSeq and is a predicted model, not a curated record. Lineage: Eukaryota; Metazoa; Arthropoda; Insecta; Lepidoptera; Pyralidae.
GUUGGCUAGUCGCCGGUUUAGCGCCUCUGCCCGCCAUAUUUACAAUAUUAUACUAUCGGCCAUAGUAGUGCCGGCGCCAUUUUGAUAAAUUUAGAACGAGAGCGUCCUAUCGCUGUAAAAUAAAUAGAAUAAAAUUACAAAAUAAAUACAUUAAAGAAAAUGGGGAAGAAAGAUAAAAAAGGAGAAACGACUGAGGGUUCUAGUGAAGAAGAGUAUGUCGUGGAGAAAGUGCUCGAUAAACGAACUGUCAAGGGAAAGGUGCAAUACUUAUUGAAAUGGAAGGGGUACAAAGAAGAGGAAAGCACAUGGGAGCCGGAAGAGAACCUUGACUGUGAGGAACUGAUAAAAACAUUUGAGGAUAAUCGGAAGGAAAAAGAAAAAAAUAAGAAACCUGAAGAACGCACUAAGAAACGUACGCGCGAGUCGAGCGAGGAAACGAGCAGCCUGACACGAAAAGGGCGCGCCACCAGCGUGUCCUCUAUCGACGAGCACAAGGAGAAGAAGGAGAAGAAAGAUGACAAGUCAAAGUCUGGAUUUGAUAAAGGAUUGAAAGCAGAGAAGAUUAUAGGCGCAUCAGACGCGACUGGCGAGCUGAUGUUUUUAAUAAAAUGGGCAGACUCAGAUGAGGCUGAAUUGGUGCCGGCCAAAGUUGCAAAUGUCAAAUGCCCACAGCAGGUGAUUGCAUUUUACGAGGAAAGACUGACGUGGCACACGCCGGCGGAGACGGAGUGAUGGUGGACGUAGGUUAAGGUUUAAUUGAGGACUAUGACGCAAUAUGGUUGAGCAGCCAAUAGGCGCGCAUUGUGAAUACGCUAUUCCUCCCAGUUCUCUGGUACCUGUAUGUAUAUAUACACUACAAAUAGGAGUGCAUUACUAUGACAAAACGUAAAUUACAAGUUGCAACUUAUGUGUUAAUAAGCAAUAUUACCAUUCCGAAACGCUGAGAUAAUUGUUUUCUUAUAAUAAAGUACUCUAUUCUCACUAGUAAUAGGUUUUACUUUUAAUUAUGUCGGAAUAUUGUAAAUUUUGAUUAUGUUGAUAAAGGCUUGCGCAGGCCGAGGUAAGGCGGGCUCAGGAGAAUACUUGUCACUACAUCACAUAAUGUGCUGUAGGUACUGAAAGAUUCAUUCAGUAAUAAACAUGUUUUUUUAUAGGAAAAAAAGUAAUAUUAUGGGGCUCCAGACAUUGUAUGCAAAUACCUUUUUAUGCUGCUUUUCAGUCUCUUGAUAAAAACUGUAAUUUCAAUUAUUUGUGUUUUUAAAUAAUGUAAUUAUUUCACGAAAUGUUAAUUUGAAUAAUAAUUAUUGAGAAAACAAAACAGGUAUUUAUGGCAUCUAUAGAUGUCAACUGUAAUUAACAUUUUGUGAAGUAAACAAUGGAAGUAGAUUGCGUAAAAGCAAAUGUAAAUAUUUAUGUCGAUUUGUAUGGUGUCUCACUCAGGCAUAAACGAAUCUCCUUUGGAAAGUAUCCACAUCAU